This is a messenger RNA of Colius striatus (speckled mousebird), 1346 nucleotides long. RefSeq names its product transmembrane protein 138 (gene TMEM138). The transcript is spliced from 5 exons. The record is from RefSeq and is a predicted model, not a curated record. Bases 701 to 1189 code for a protein of 162 amino acids. Gene Ontology annotation, cellular component: cilium. NCBI's taxonomy places the organism in Eukaryota, Metazoa, Chordata, Aves, Coliiformes, Coliidae.
CGGCGCCCAGCAGCGGCUGCAGGGGGGGAGCAAGGGCAGGGCAGCGCUGAGCCCGGGGCUCGCACGGCCCGCCCCCGCCCGCCCCGAGCCCCGACGGGAGCCGCUACCUGGCACGAGUCCGGGGAGGCGGCGUCGGGGCGCUUCCAGCUCGGCCUGGCCAGGGCCCCCAGCACCAGCACCCCGAAGAGGAGCAGCAGCAGCCCCAGCACGUUGGCAAACACGGCCUCGGCGGGCAGCAGCUUGUACUCCGUCGUCCCGUUCUUCCUGAGGGAACGAGGAGGGGCCCGGAGCUUUCCUUGCCGUGCCCAGCUCCGCCCCAGCCCGCAGGGAGCUGGGCAUCACCCUGCUGCUCCCGAGAGAACCCUCCCCCAGCCCCCCCCAGGGCUCCCAGGCCGCUCACAGGCUGAGGAAAAGCUUCUCGUUGAUGCCUGACACGCAGGAGGCCACAGCCAGCAGGAGGAUGGUGGAGCCAAAGAAGAGGUGGACGGGCUUGUAGAGGGCACGGAGCCAGGCGGGAGCCCAGGGCAGCAGGAAGGCGCUGAAGCCGGCCAGCCACUGCGGGGAGACUGAGGGAAACCUGCACUCCUCCAACCUUCGCUCCACAACCUCCCCCAGGUCCCCGCUGCGGCGAGAGGCGACGCUGAGCCCCUUCAGCUCCACGCCAUGAGCUGCUUCUGCUCCUGGGGAUGAAGGUUCCAACAUGCUCCAGACCAGUAACUACAGCCUGGUGCUGUUCCUGCAGUUCCUCCUGCUUUUCUACGACCUCUUUGUCAACUCCUUCUCAGAGCUGCUGCGCACGGCCCCAGCCGUGCAGCUCGUCCUCUUCAUCAUCCAGGACAUUGCUAUUCUCUUCAACGUCAUCAUCAUCUUCCUCAUGUUCUUCAACACCUUCGUUUUCCAGGCUGGGCUGGUCAAUCUGCUCUUCCACAAGUUCAAGGGGACCAUCGUGCUGUCAGCAGCCUACCUGGCGCUCAGCAUCUCCUUCCACGUCUGGAUUAUGAACCUGCGCUGGCGGGACUCCAGCCGCUUCGUGUGGACCCAAGGCCUCCAGACCCUUUUUGUGUUCCAGAGGCUGGCGGCCGUGCUCUACUGUUACUUCUACAAGAGGACGGCGGUGCAUCUGGGUGACCCUCUCUUCUACCAGGACUCGCUGUGGCUGCGCAAAGAGUUUGCUCAGUUCCAUGGCUGAUUCCCUGCGGCUCUGGGCAACUCACCAGCAAUCCCCACCUCAUGGAUGGCUCCUCCUCCUCCUCCUGCUGCUGGGAGUCAGCCAGAGCCUCGCUGCCCAUCCCAGCGCCGCAGCCUCUGUGGGGAGUUGGAGGGUUUUGUAAGCAGUAAAGAAAUAA